Messenger RNA from Serpula lacrymans var. lacrymans S7.9, 1089 nucleotides. RefSeq lists its product as uncharacterized. The coding region runs from base 43 to 942 and encodes 299 amino acids. The record is from RefSeq and is a predicted model, not a curated record. NCBI's taxonomy places the organism in Eukaryota, Fungi, Basidiomycota, Agaricomycetes, Boletales, Serpulaceae. The transcript has 20 exons.
UCCGCACUCCUCUCACGCACACUGACCAUCGGAAAACAGGGAAUGGCUGCACUCGAUCUUACUUUCGGUUUGCUGUUCGUUGCCUUUACAAUAGCAACAUGCCUUUACGGUGUCACAAUACUUCAGUGCUACACUUAUUUCCGAACGUAUAAUGACAACCUCCUUCUAAAAUACUCGGUUGUCCUAGUAUUGCUCCUUGAUACCGCGGGAACAGCUUGCAGCGCUCAGGGUCUGUAUUCAUACCUCAUUACGAAUUAUGGAAAUCCAUUGGCUCUUGCAGACAUAAACAUUGGACUUUGUGUGGAAAGCAUGAUCACUGUCAUAAUAACGUUUGUUGUCCAAUGCUUCUUCGCCAAUAGCGUAUGGAGUGUAACUGAUCACAACGUGUUGGUUACGGGGUUCAUCGCUUUUACCUCAUUCGCUGCUUUGGUCAUUGGUCUAGCGAUGUCGACAGAAGAUAUAAUACGAGCGUCAUUUGCCUCUCUGUCUGAGAGUCGAUUCAAGAUUUUAGCGGGUCUCGACCUUGGGAUUGCCGCUCUUUGCGAUAUCGCGAUCACUGCAACUCUUUGUUACCAUUUCCAUUACAGGAAGAACGGCUUCAGGUCGACCGACACACUUCUCGAUAAGCUGUCUAUUUACACACUGAAUAGAGGUAUCCUGACAUUUAUUGUGCAAACGUUGAACAUGGUCUUGUUCAUCACUUCUACCACCAUGGCGUGGACGCUGUUCCAUCUGUGCCUAAGCAAAGUUUACAUGAUAUCAUUUUUGGCAACUCUCAACAGGAGAGAAAGCCUGAAAAGGGCCGAUCACCCGAGCCUUGAGCUCAGUGGUAACUUCCAAGCGAGACUUCAUGACUCAGUUAAUGGCAGUCAUACCCUUGGGGGAUCCGAUAUGAACUUCAAGACAGUAACUAUGAAGAGCAGCAUGACGGACGAGUGUUGAGAUCUAUUUCGACGAAGAGAGGGCAUCCUUGGAUUGCGGUAGCAGUCAGGCUAAGAUGAAUUGCUUGGUUUUUGCCAUUUAUUUUUGCAUGUAUAACAUCCGAUUUAUCCCCUUUUCCAAUACUAUAUAUCCACUCCUUUUAAUUUG